Molecule: messenger RNA, 1047 nt
Organism: Trypanosoma brucei brucei TREU927
Lineage: Eukaryota; Euglenozoa; Kinetoplastea; Trypanosomatida; Trypanosomatidae
Exons: 1
Coding region: 1-1047 (348 amino acids)
Molecular function (GO): thiopurine S-methyltransferase activity
Source: RefSeq, a predicted model, not a curated record
AUGUUGCGGUGCAGCUGGUUUUUGCACUCAGGGUUUCGAAUCCCCACAGGUGAAGAGAUUGAUGGCCAGAUUCUUGUGAAUCGUUUUAGCAGGAGGCGAGGCAAAGGUGGGUGGAUCCCGCGUGCUAUCACUGCGACCCGGUUGCAGGGGUGGGUUGCAAUUGCUGGUAUCCUUGUAGGUGCUGCGGUUUUUAUUGGACCAUGGUUUAUCGAUGAAUAUCGUGAAAUGUUGGGUUACAAGUUCGUGCCGGAGCCGCCGUCAAGCAUGCCACGCAUGUCAACGCAGUGGUGGGAAAAUGAAUGGCGUAAGGGGAACCCACUUUGGCGGGCUGGUGAGAGUACUGUCGAUUUCUACACUGGCGCAUUCGACUUUGUGCGUAAUGUCACAGGUCGCACUUUGUACGAUGCGACCGCGUUCAAACUCUUACAGAAAUCGUCACAGAAACCGUUGCGGCCGCGUGCAUUGGUGCCGCUAUGCGGCGACUCACCAAUUAUAAAGGAACUAGCAGUGCGCGGCUUUGAAGUGGAUGCGAUUGAUGCAUCGGAAACGGCUAUGCGAUCUUGCGUGGAGCGGACGGAACGCGCUCUUCCUCAAGAUGCAUACGACCGGAUCCAUCUUCACUGGAAAGACGUGUUUUCACCGGAGUUAUGGAAUGGUUCACUCAAAAGUGUGAAGUUUGAUUUCAUAUACGAGCGUCAAGGAAUGACUUCGCUUAACCGCGAUCAACGCGAAGACUACGCACUUUUGUUGAAGCAGGCUCUAGCUGAUGAUGGCGUGAUGUACGUAGAGGGGAUAUUUCGCACAGGGAGAGUGAAAGGGAAUAAAAUACGAGGUCCACCUUACUCUCUCUCACGGCGUGAGCUCCAACAACUUUUCCCAGCUGAUGACGGGUACGUGGUACAGUGUGAGGAGACGAACGACGCUAUGACUAAGCUUAGCCGUGAAGACAAGGUGCUGCAACGUGUACCUAAGGAGUUGUAUGUUACUCCUUUUCAUUGUGCAAUAUUUCGCUCGAGGAGUUUAAAUCCGGGGGGUGUGUCCACAUAG